AUGGACGAGUCGUCGCUGCUGGACCUGCUGGAGUGCUCCGUGUGCCUGGAGCGGCUGGACACCACGGCCAAGGUGCUGCCGUGCCAGCACACCUUCUGCCGCCGCUGCCUGGAGAGCAUCGUCAGCUCCCGCCACGAGCUGCGCUGCCCCGAGUGCCGCAUCCUGGUGGGCUGCGGCGUGGACGAGCUGCCCGCCAACAUCCUCCUCGUCCGCCUCCUGGACGGCAUCCGACAGCGGCCCCGCGCCGCCGGGGGCGCCAGCGGCAGCCCCAGCGCCGCGGCCCCCGCGUACCCCCAGCCCGCCGCCGCCCCCAGCGCCGUCGCCGCCGCCGCCGCCUCGGCCGCCGCCAGCCUGCGGGAGCUGGCGGCCGCCAGCCGCAGCGCCCUGCUGGGAAAGAGUGUUUCUCAGCUUCCCUAUGGCAAAGCCCUCUACACGUAUGAGGGAAAAGAGCCCGGUGACCUCAAGUUUAACAAGGGGGACAUCAUCAUACUGCGGCGGAAGGUGGACGAGAACUGGUACCACGGGGAGCUCAAUGGGAACCACGGCUUCUUCCCCGCCAGCUACAUCCAGUGUAUCAAGCCCCUCCCGCAAGCUCCACCUCAGGGCAAAGCACUUUACGACUUUGAAAUAAAGGAUAAAGAUCAAGACAAGGAUUGCCUGACCUUCACCAAGGAUGAAAUUUUGACAGUCAUCAGGAGGGUAGAUGACAACUGGGCAGAAGGAAUGCUAGGUGACAAGAUUGGCAUUUUCCCUAUCCUCUAUGUUGAGCUGAAUGAAUCUGCCAAGCAGCUCAUCGAGAUGGACAAGACGUGCUCGGCUGCUGCCUCCGGCUGCGAUGUGCCGCUGCCGACAGAGACGGCGGCAGUGGCGGCGGCAGCGGCAGCAGGUCUGGCACCAUGCUCCACGCUGGCCGGUGCUGGGGCAGCCGGGGCGGCCCAGAGGCAGGCGGAGGGCAAGAAGAACGCCAAGAAGCGCCACUCCUUCACUGCCCUCAGCAUGACGCACAAGUCCUCCCAGGCUGCCAGCAACCGGCACUCCAUGGAGAUCAGCGCCCCCGUCCUCAUCAGCUCCAGCGACCCGCGGGCGGCCGCCAGGAUCGGUGACCUGACCCACCUCUCCUCCAGCGCCCCAGCCCAGGAUUCCUCUUCGAUUGGAACAGCCACAGUGGCUGGUCCCAGGACAAGUGCAAUAAUUGGAGAUCAGGGAACACCACCGAAGGUCCAGCUCCCCCUCAAUAUCUACCUAGCCCUGUACGCCUACAAGCCUCAGAAGAACGAUGAGCUGGAGCUCCGCAAAGGUGAGAUGUACCGAGUCACUGAGAAGUGCCAGGACGGCUGGUUCAAGGGGACGUCUCUGAGGAGCGGGAUGUCCGGCGUCUUCCCAGGCAACUACGUGACGCCUGUUUCAAGGGUGCCGGUGGGAGCCGGGCAGCCGAGGAACAGUGGACCUGGGGGAGCUUCAACAACAAAAGGAGCCCCAGGAGCCAUCCACCCCAUCGGGGCCGGUCACACCAAUGCCGCCACGGCUGUCAGGCCAGUUGUUCCUAUCACUGCGCCUCAGACACAUCCCCAGCUACAGGCAGCCUCUCCGCAGCUGAAUAACUGCUUGAGGUAUUCAGCUCAGCAGCCAGCCAGCCAGACCCGCAACGCCAUGCAGAUGGCUCACCCCCCAGUGCCGGCCCCGGAGCGGCCCACCGCCACGGUCUCGCCCCUGAGGAUGCCCAGCUCGCCCUCCCGCCUGCCAGCGGCAGCCAUCCGGCCUCACCCCGCCGUCUCCCCGCAGCACGGCCACCAGCCGCCCGCCCCGGGGGCCCGGCCCCUCAUCCCCCUCACCUCCGCCGCUGCCGCCAUCACCCCACCCAACGUCAGCGCGGCCCACCUCAACGGUGAGGCGGGCGGCGGGCCCCUGGGUGGCCCUGUCACCCCUGGCCCCGCCGGAAAGGCCGAGGAGAGGAAGAAUGAGAAGAAGGAGAAGAAGAGCGGGCUGCUGAAACUUCUAGCAGGAGCAUCAACAAAAAAGAAGUCACGCUCCCCACCGUCCGUGUCCCCCACGCACGACCCUCAGGCAGCCAUCGAAGGAGUCCUGCAAGGGGCAGUGGGACCCGAGCUCUCCUCCCUCUCCAGCCAUGGCAGGGCCGGCUCAUGCCCUAUCGAGAGUGAAAUGCAGGGAGCCAUGGGGCUGGAGCCUCUGCACAGGAAAACAGGCUCCUUGGAUUUGAAUUUUUCCAUCCCUUCUCCUGCCAGGCAGCCCCUCUCUUCCAUGGCAGCUAUUCGGCCAGAGCCUAAGCCUUUGCCCCGGGAAAGGUACCGCGUUGUGGUCCCAUACCCACCACAGAGCGAGGCUGAGAUUGAACUGAAGGAAGGUGACAUUGUGUUUGUGCACAAGAAACGGGAGGACGGCUGGUACAAAGGGACGUUGCAAAGGAAUGGCAGGACGGGCCUCUUCCCCGGGAGCUUUGUCGAGAGCUUCUGAGGACGGCUCACCGCUCUCUCAACUGGAGGAGCUUUCAGGGGAAACUGCAUAGCACAAGAAAAGACAGCAAAGAGAAACUGGACUGAUAACCACUGCCAUUUUUAUUUCCAAAGACUUCCCCCAGGCCCUUCAGUCUACAGCUCUGGAGACGCAGUGCCCCGCUGUGCUCCUGAGACCGCGUGCAGUGCAUACAGUGGUAUGUUGAAGUAGUGCCUUCCACCUGGAAUCACAGACUGAAAGGACGCCCAUCUGGACUGUACGUAACCUAAACUCCGGCUGUUAACCCUUUGUGUAAAUUAUAGAGAAGAUAUCUUUAAAAAAAAAUUAAGAGGAAAGUUGUUAUAUUGCUGUAACUUAUUUGUCAGAGCUGCAGUGUUCUUAUUACUGGCCUAUGCAAGAUGGAUUUGAGAGUCCAAGGAGGUGUGCUAGGAAGCUCUU
Gymnogyps californianus (California condor) is the source of this 2910-nucleotide messenger RNA. It is a transcript of the gene SH3RF3, whose product is annotated as SH3 domain containing ring finger 3. The record is from RefSeq and is a predicted model, not a curated record. Gene Ontology annotation, molecular function: metal ion binding; protein binding. Lineage: Eukaryota; Metazoa; Chordata; Aves; Accipitriformes; Cathartidae. The transcript is spliced from 10 exons. The coding region runs from base 1 to 2472 and encodes 823 amino acids.